UGGACACUGGUGGAGGGAUGGGUUCUUAAACAUUGCAUGAGGGAAAAACAAGCACGAAAAUAUGUGAAUCUGUAACUGUACCCUCACUGUGACUCACUAAUUAAAAAAUAAAUGAAUAAAUAAAGGAAAAAAUGUUUUCCAGAGGGGGGAAAAAAAAGAAAGGGCAUGGUCCUACUCUAAUGCAUGGACUUCUGGUCAGGGUAUGGGGGUUGUGCUUGUCUCUGUGCUCACGGCUCUAACUUCUCUAAGUCUUUUUCAAAGCCUCGUUGGUGAUCGUCAAGAAUAAUAGGCUGGAGAGAAUGGUGUCGCGCCAUCUGAAAGACUGUCCCCAGGACCCGGUGACCUUCUCCGACGUGGCUGUGAAGUUCACCACAGAGGAGUGGAUGUACCUGGAUGCCUCUCAGAGGAAGCUCUACAGGGACGUGAUGCUGGAGAUCUACCAGCACCUUCUGGCUGUCGGACAUUCCGGGAUGAAGCCUGCGGUGAUCUCCUGGCUGGAAAGAGGAGCCCUGGGGCCAGAGAGGAGAGGCGUGUGUGCAGAACUCAAACCGCAGCUUCAGGAUGUGGCACUGCCACAGUUUGAUUUGAGAAAGGGAUCUUCAAAUAAGCGUGAGCUGGGAAGUGGCCAGCCCCAGUGGAAUGUCUCUGAUCUUGCGCUGUGUGACAAAAUCUCAAGUAAGCACUCGUGCCCUCAUCCCCACGGGGGUGGCGAGACAGCCCCUAUGUCCUCUGUUGGUGAUCAGAAGAAAGAGAGAGUCCUCGCUCAAAAGAAGCCCUCCCAGAGGAAAAGCUCCUCAAAGUCUGUUCAGCGCAGACCUCAAACACAAACCCCUCCAGCGGGGCAGCCCCUGGACAGUGGGAGAGGUGCACGUCCCUCACGCCGACAGGGCCGUACACAAAGUCACCGUGGACUGAACCCAUCCGUAUGUAAGGAGUGUGGGGGAGCCUCCCCAUGUUCUCAGCACCCUGAUGUUCCUUUCGAUACUCACAGUGGACAGAAUCCCCGGGAAAGUCAGCAGCGAGGGCAGACUUCGAGUCCGGCAUCACCCCAGUGCGACCACAUGAAUAUCCACCCAGGAGAGCAACAGUAUCCCUGCAAAGAAUGUGGGAAGGCCUUCCCUUACCCCUCAAACCUUUUUAGACAUAAGAGAGUUCAUACUGGAGAGAAACCGUACACAUGUGAGGACUGUGGGAAGGCCUUCACUCGACCCUCAUGGCUUCCUGCACAUAGGAGAAUUCAUACCGGAGAGAAACCUUUUCUAUGUGAGGAAUGUGGGAAGACCUUCGUUUAG
Molecule: messenger RNA, 1292 nt
Organism: Sorex araneus (European shrew)
Lineage: Eukaryota; Metazoa; Chordata; Mammalia; Eulipotyphla; Soricidae
Gene: ZNF557
Product: zinc finger protein 557
Exons: 5
Coding region: 300-1292 (330 amino acids)
Biological process (GO): negative regulation of transcription by RNA polymerase II
Molecular function (GO): DNA-binding transcription repressor activity, RNA polymerase II-specific
Source: RefSeq, a predicted model, not a curated record